GGACGCGGUCACUUCCGGAAGCGGCGGAGUCCGGACGCCGAGCCGCUUUUCCAGUGCAGCGGGUGGGCUGGUCGCUGUCACCUGGGCGGUGGUCCGCUCUGGUCUCGCGCAGGGAAAGCCCUGCAUUUCUUUUGGUUCUUGGUGGCAGCGGAAUCCACUAUCCAACAUGUCGAGCAAAAAGGCAAAGAAGACCACAAAGAAGCGUCCUCAACGAGCAACUUCCAAUGUAUUUGCCAUGUUUGACCAGUCACAGAUUCAAGAAUUCAAGGAGGCUUUUAACAUGAUUGAUCAGAACAGAGAUGGUUUCAUCGACAAAGAAGAUUUGCAUGAUAUGCUUGCUUCCUUGGGGAAGAAUCCAACUGAUGCAUACCUAGAUGCUAUGAUGAGUGAGGCUCUAGGUCCAAUAAACUUCACCAUGUUUCUUACUAUGUUUGGUGAGAAAUUAAAUGGAACAGAUCCAGAAGAUGUAAUUCGAAAUGCUUUUGCUUGCUUUGAUGAAGAGGCAACAGGCACCAUUCAGGAGGAUUACCUGAGAGAACUACUGACAACAAUGGGGGACCGAUUUACAGAUGAAGAAGUAGAUGAGCUGUAUAGAGAAGCACCUAUUGACAAAAAGGGAAAUUUCAAUUAUAUUGAGUUCACACGCAUCCUUAAACAUGGAGCAAAAGACAAAGAUGACUGAAAGGCAUCUCCCAUCUGUCAGUUAUUCCUGUUUCACUUAUGAAUCAUUCCAUUCCCAAGACUCCUUUUUUCUCCCUGGUAGAACCUGCUGCAUAUACUUAGCUUCACAGCCUUGGCUUUUCUUUAUGUAUUUAUUCUAGGCCCUUCUACCAUAAUGUGUUUGUGUAAUCAGACUGGAAAUGGGGAUGAUGUAAAUUGUUUUGAAAAGAGAGAAUUGAAAAAAAAAUCAAUGAAUGUGAAAGCCCAGAAAAAAAGAAUCUCAAUAUUUCUGGUUUUGCUGGAUUUUUACAUUUUUAUAAUAUAAAUGCUAUUUUGAAAUAAAGAUUAUGUCAAUUCAAAGUAAAAUAUCAUGGCAAGUUAAACAGAUGUGUAGGGGUUUUGGGAACUAUUUUGGGGAGAUUUUCAACUUGGUUCAAAUCACAUGGUCAAGCUGGUUUGCCAAUGUGAAUAUUGAACAGUGUAUAUCUGGACUUUAUUUAACAUUAAUGUGAAGUAAAAACUGUUAUACCUACUUGGACUUUUGUUAUGCUUUUAGUAAGUUCAGAAUGUUAGAUUAUCAAUUACAUAAUUAGUUAAAUUUUUCAGAAGAUUUUUUUUACUUAGCAUUUUACCAUUUAAGUUUAAUCCCAGAACAUAAGGAAAAUAUCCUCCAUUUGCCCACAAGCCCUAAAUGACUAAAAUUCAUAUCCACUGAAAUGAGAGCUCUUUCAGGGCCUGUAUGGCCAAUCCUAAUUUAAGUAAAGAAUAUAUGGGUCAUUGCUCAUGGCACCACUGAUUUAUUCCUAGAUGUCUGGGAGCUGAAGCAGCUGCAGAUUAUCCCAUGUAUGUUUAGAAAUGAUAUUGACCAGGUUAUGGCAAGAAAAAUAUGCUGCUUUUUAGGUAGCUUCUAAGGUGCUGAAAGUAUAAGUUGAAAUAAUGUUAUUUAAGGGGAAAACUGGAAAAUCAAGACCAAAGAACUUGAUUACUAGCAUUUUUACACCAAAUAACCCUUGUGAUAUAAUGAAUUAAAUUUUAUUAACAUUUCCUUAUGAACCUUCAAUCAGUACUGCUCAGCUUUCUCAAAGGGAUUGUUUUAUGUUUUAAUUAUGACGAUAUACAACUGCAUCUGAUAAAGUAAUUGCAUUUAUUCAAGGGAAGGGGCAUCACUCAUUUCCAUUGCCUUAGGCAAUAAUAUUGUAGCACGGUUCUGCUUUUAGACCUGAGUGUCCUUGGCAAUUCAUAUUAGACUUAGGAAGAGACUUUGAUUCAGCCCAGCAGAAGAGGCAUGGGAUUCCAGACAAUAGUAUUGUCGUCGGAUCUGCUAUGCUCAUUUGUAAUUUGUAGAGAAAUGUAUACAGAUGUUAAAAAUGCACAACAUCCAUGGCACAAGCCUACUAAGAACACAUAUCAAAUACCUCUCAAGUCAUAGGGCAAUCUUGACCACAUAGAGCAUUGAUAAGUCAGAGCCAUCCAGAGGAAGGGAGUCACAGGAUAUGAGAGUAUGACAGUGGGGACUUUUGAUAGUUACCAUAUGUUCAUGUUUUACAAUCUUUACUUCUUCCUAAGAAUGUUAUUACUUCUUUUUAUUAAAGCCAUAGUUUUGUUAACAUCAAUUUACGAUUGUUUCACUGUUUACAAAUCACUUUUGUAUAAACUAAUCCUCAUAACUGAGGCUAGGAUAGACAAGUAUUAUCGAGUAAUACUUUUCACAAAGUUAUUGUUAUUAAAUGGCAAACCACUUUUAGUUCCAUACGUAAUCGAUUUCAUUCCUUAAAUGCUUACAUUCCCGACUGCCACUUACUAGCUGUGUGACUUGAGCAAGUCAUUUCACAUCUCUGGGUCUCAGUUUCUUCAUCUGUCAAGCAAAUUGACUAGAUGAUUCUUAAGAUCUCAUGCUGUAACAUUCUAAUUCUAUUAAUGUUUAAGAAGAAAAAAAAACCCCUCGAACUACCCUUGACUUAAAGGGGAAAUACCUUGCCUUCCUGUUAACAGUUAGCCCUGUCACCUUCCUCCCACAGUUGUGACUUCAUUCUUGCCGUCUCUGCAACUUGGAGUCAAAUAUGCAAUAACUCAAAAUGUAAAAACUCAGCAAAACCUGUUAACGUGAAAAAUUAAAAAAGAAACACAGCAUCUGUCUUGUAAUGCUUUGUUACUGCGUUUGCUUCACGGCCCUUACAAGUGGUGUGUGGGGGGAGGUGUGAUGGAGGGGAAGCUGAUUAAAAUCAAACACUAUAUAUUCAUUACCUGCCACAGAAUCUUGUGUAUUUUAGGUGUGUAAUAAAUGUUACUGGCGUGAGAGUA
Molecule: messenger RNA, 2961 nt
Organism: Phascolarctos cinereus (koala)
Lineage: Eukaryota; Metazoa; Chordata; Mammalia; Diprotodontia; Phascolarctidae
Product: myosin regulatory light chain 12B-like
Molecular function (GO): calcium ion binding
Source: RefSeq, a predicted model, not a curated record